AUGCCCACUACCUCACCUUCCACCCCCUUCGACGUCAAGACGUCGCCAACCAAACAAGCUGGCGCCAAAUCAUCCAUUCGCGACGCAUCUGACCGCUUCAACGUGUUGAACCGUUUCCCUCAGCAGCAGGGUAACUGGUCCUUGACCACCGUGUCCACCAUGACCUCAGCCGAACGUGCGGCAUGCCGACACACCCCGAAGACCUUCAUCGGCGACCCAACGCGGUGCAGAUUGCAGGAUCUCGUCCUAGUCCACUUCCCCGCAAACCAAACCAUGCCGGUGACGUGGAUCGGGAAGCCCUUGUUCUUCGACCCGCUGUGCGGUGACCUCAAGGCCAUCGCUGUGACUAUGGACAACUGGAAGGACCAGGCCUAUAGCAACUACCUCGGCAAGUGGCUGAAGUUGAUGGAUGACGGGCGAGCGAGGUCCUGGAAACUGCUUGAGCAGUACGGUGCUGACAACGUCGCCGACGGGAACUAUCCGACGGACUGGGUAACAACUGGCCAGACCCCAGGCUAUGUCCCAUGGUACCCUUGGUAUCCCCAGCGCAGGCUGAACUACGACAUGCCCUCAGGAAACAUGAAUUUGCGCAUCCUGUAUGAUAUCUUCACCGACGUCAAGGAGUUGUGGCUCCUAGACCUUGACGCACUGGAUUACAACGUCAAUCUCAACGAAAUCCUCAGGUACCGCAACACGUACGACACACCCCCAAGACUCUGUCGCUAUUGUAGGUCGCAGCCGGUGGCGAAGUUGCUUGUGCCGAUUCCCAAGAUGCCGUGA
Colletotrichum chrysophilum is the source of this 780-nucleotide messenger RNA. RefSeq lists its product as uncharacterized. The record is from RefSeq and is a predicted model, not a curated record. Lineage: Eukaryota; Fungi; Ascomycota; Sordariomycetes; Glomerellales; Glomerellaceae. The transcript has 3 exons. Bases 1 to 780 code for a protein of 259 amino acids.